Phytomonas sp. EM1 is the source of this 1002-nucleotide messenger RNA. The record is from the annotation of a GenBank genome assembly. NCBI's taxonomy places the organism in Eukaryota, Euglenozoa, Kinetoplastea, Trypanosomatida, Trypanosomatidae.
AUGUCCUUUUCAAGUUGCAUAACAGAAAAUAUUUCCAGCCUUAUGGCGGAAUUAACAGAAACCUUUGCUCUGCAAGACAGUCCGUUUGCUUGUACACCAAGCGAGUUCAAUGCCUUGCUGCGAGGCGUCACCUUGCCACGAGGUCAGCGGUUCGACCAUGAUCGCCAUGACACCUGCAUGUACAUCACCCGUAGCAAGAAUGCCAACAUAGUAGCCUACACCGUGAACUUGGAGCUGCCCUUAAGUGCAAAGAAUAAGGGAGGGGAUGCUGGUGAUAUCAUGGUAAAAAGGGAAGCACAUCAGAACUGUGAUAAAAGUUCUGACAGUGCCGUCAAUUCGAAAUUUACAUACUAUCCCCUUCCCACGGUCAGUAAAGGUCCCCCGGUGCUAUCUGGAAAAGGAGCAGGGUGUGAGAUUGCUGUGCAGAAUCCCAUUCAUGCGUAUUUCAUAAGCUUGGAGCCCUCUUACUUGGAGGAUCGCCGCAGUAAGGGUCUAGACUAUGACUGCGAUGACUUAAAUAUGCUCGAAAGGAAGUUAGCUUAUGGCUACCGCCACAAGCCUCUCGAUAGUCAUCAUUUCAACAAGAAAUUGAAGGAACUUCUGCCGUCGAAGACGCAUACCAAGUUUGCUGCACUAAAUAAGGAACAACUAACCGUGGUAGCCGACUGGUGGUCGUCUUUUACUCCCAUAGUUAUACAGUUCGUGGCUGCAACACGUUUGCCGUGCGUGUUGCUGCGGCUGAGCCCUAUUGAAAAGGACACGUCUCGACCAGCAUGGCUAAAUUCCAGCCGGACUUCUCCUUUUGCAGACGAGGAUACACUUUCAGUGAUCGUUUCCAAAGUCGAUGGUCAUUUAUGUGUGCUGGAGAAGGCUUAUAUUAUGAGCGUCGAACGCUUUAUGCGACUCCCAAAAGUUGAGUAUAUGGAUCUUUUUGCUGUGUCCUUGAUUACCGGGGAGAUGAUUUCGUUUAGAUUGCUUAAUAAGGGUAAAGACCCUUCCUAG